This is a messenger RNA of Ziziphus jujuba (common jujube), 2109 nucleotides long. Its product is annotated as putative disease resistance protein RGA4. Gene Ontology annotation, biological process: defense response to other organism. Bases 1 to 2109 code for a protein of 702 amino acids. The record is from RefSeq and is a predicted model, not a curated record. Lineage: Eukaryota; Viridiplantae; Streptophyta; Magnoliopsida; Rosales; Rhamnaceae. The transcript has a single exon.
AUGAAAGUCUACGAUAAUUUAAGCAAUCUAGAAAAACAUGAAUCUAAGACUACUUUUAUCGGAGGAGUUCGUUCCAAUCUAGAUGAAGAUCAGGACUCAGAAGCAGUCCACGUCUCCAAAAUUGAGGAGAUCUGGAAAAAGUGUGACGAAGACUCCAAAACUAUGGAGAUGUUGGAAAAGUGCGGAGGAAACCCCCUUGCCUUAAGGACACUAGGUGAGAAAUUCAUUUCCAUAAAUGUAGAAACCUUAACAGAGUUUCAAAAAGUAGUAAUGAAAAAGAUUUUGCCCUCACUAAAACCGAGUUAUGAUAUCCUCCCUCCGCAUUUCAAAAAUUGCUUUGCCUACUGUAGUAUAUUCCCUCAACAAUAUGAAAUUGAUGUCAAAACCUUAAUACAUCUUUGGAUCGCACAAGGGUUGAUUUAUCCACUGCCAGGACAAAGAAUGGAGGAUGUGGGUUAUGAGUAUUUUAAGAAUUUACAUCAGAGAUCCUUGUUUGAACAAGUUGAUGUAGAUCCUGAGAACGACUCUGUAAGAAAGUGCAAGAUGCCAAACCUUAUACAAGACCUAGCAGUAUUUGUUGCAGGAACAAGGUUAGCCACAUUAAAGGAGCAUGAGAAGCAUAGUAUUGAUCAAGGAACUCAACAUGUCUCGUUUCACUUCCAUGUACACUCUUCGUGGAAGAUUCCCACUUCAUUCCUUCAGGCAAAGAGAAUUCAAACAAUUAUUUUGCCUUGCCAGUUCCAAAAGGAAACUGAGGGGAGAGUAAGCCACUCAACUUGUGAAAAUAUCAUUUCCAAUUGCAAAGCAUUACGCACGUUGGAUCUGCAUAAUACAGGGAUCGACACGUUGCCAAAGAACAUUGGUAAGCUGAAUUAUCUACGAUACCUUGAUCUUUCUCAAAACAAAGCUAUUACGUCAUUGCCUGAUUCAAUUACCAAGAUCCCGUAUUUGAUGAUACUCAAACUCUCCAAAUGUUAUGGACUCAAGGUAUUGCCAAAAAAUAUGAAGAAACUAGUCCACCUCAAACAUCUUGAGAUUGAUUGGUGCUACAGUUUGACUCGUAUGCCUCUUGGACUGGGUGAACUAACUCUACUUGAGACAUUGUCACAAUUUGCAUUGAAAUACGAUGAUGCAGAUUCGGCCAAGCUAGAUGAAUUGAAGGAACUGAACAAAUUGAGAGGAGAGCUGAAAGUUCAAAAUUUGACAAGUGACAUGAAUUCUGGGGUAGCAAACGUGGAGGGGAAAGAACAUCUUAAAUCAUUAACAUUAGCUUGGAAAUUCGAAGAAAAUGCCAAUACUGCACCAACCGGUGAUCUAAAGACACUAGAAGGUCUGAAGCCACAUCCAAAUCUUAAGGAACUGGCUUUAUUUGGCUACAGGAGUUACAAGUUCCCUAGGUGGCUUAUCUCACACAAAAAGUUGGUCAAAUUUUCAUUGCAAAAAUGUAAAUGCAACAAUCUACCACCACUUAGUGAGCUCUCAUCUCUCAAGGUGAUGAUACUGGAUGAGAUGGCUAACUUGAAGUAUAUCUCUGAUGAGUCUGAGUGUCAUUCUUCGUCAUCAACAACAUUCAUGCCAUCCCUGGAAGAGCUAAGGCUUACAGAAUUGCCAAAGCUAAAGGGAUGGUGGGCAGAUGUCUCAAAAACACCUACUCCAUUGCCAUCAUUUCCUUGUCUUUCCAAAUUGUUGAUCGAAGAUUGCCCCGAGCUGCGUACCAUGCCACUCUACCCGAAUUUAAAAGAAUGGCUAGUGUUGGAUAACACAAGCUUGGAGACAUUCAUACAGACAAUGGAUGAUGAAAUGCCCUCUCGUUCUCUUUCCAAAGCGCAAAGUAUGCCUGUUCAUUCGGAUAUGGAGAUUAGCUCUGAAGAUGGUGAGAAUGAUAAGACUAAGCUAGAAAGAGCAAAGACAAUGUGUAGCGAAAGCUCCUCCAAUUCGACCGUGAGUGAUGCAAAGCACCUCACCUGUCGUCCUUUCUCCAAGUUGGAAAGUCUGCGUAUUCUUGGGGGUAAGGAGGUUAGUUCUGAAGAUGGUCAUCAGCAUCAUGAGAUUAAGUGGGAAAGACUCGAAAGCCUCCGGGUUCUGAGAUUUGAUUAUCUCCAACUCUAA